Babesia ovata is the source of this 795-nucleotide messenger RNA. RefSeq names its product centrin 2. Bases 1 to 795 code for a protein of 264 amino acids. Lineage: Eukaryota; Apicomplexa; Aconoidasida; Piroplasmida; Babesiidae. Gene Ontology annotation, biological process: mitotic cell cycle; protein transport; centriole replication. Gene Ontology annotation, cellular component: centriole; centrosome. Gene Ontology annotation, molecular function: calcium ion binding. The record is from RefSeq and is a predicted model, not a curated record. The transcript has 5 exons.
AUGGAAAAUACGUGCCACAGCAACACCGAGGACGUGCAGAUAAAGGGGGAGCAGAGCAUCUACCAGGAAUCCACCCUGCAGGCCAUAGACCACCUCAGCAAGGACCUCAACCUGCUCAAAACACGCAAGCACCUCCUUGGACCGGAAGUUGACGAACAGCUCAAGCCGUGUCUAGCGACAAUAAUACACUGCGCCGAACGGCUAGAUGUACCCGAGCUGCGCGUGAUCGUGAAGAUUUUGCGCCAGCUCUAUGGGAAGGACUUCACUGCCGCCCCCGACGAAGUGCUUCGCGAGAUGACCAUCGGCCGGCGCGAAUACGGCGAGGCCGCAGCGGCCGGGCACACCGGCCUGACUGACGAUGAGGUGUACGAGAUGCAGGAGGCAUUCAAUCUCUUCGACACCGACGGCUCAGGCACCAUAGAUCCAAGGGAGAUCAAGUGCGCCAUGCAGAGCCUCGGAAUUGACAAAAAGAACCCUCUGGUGUACCAAAUUGUCGCGGACCUGGAGAAGAGCGGAUCCACGCAAGUCGAUUUUAACGACUUCCUCGACUCCAUCACCCUGAAGCUGGGCAACCGCGACAGCAAGGAGGGUAUUCGACGUAUAUUCAACCUCUUCGACCAAGACAACACGGGGUCGAUUUCCUUCAAGAACCUCAAAAAGGUCGCCAACGAGCUUGGCGAGUUCAUAUCGGACGAGGAACUGAGGGACAUGAUACACAGAUCGGAUUCCAACGGCGACGGCCUGCUGUCCUUCGAGGACUUUUACAGCGUCAUGGCCAAGAGGCCUUUACCGUGA